UCCAGCAUGGCGGGUUUCCUGUCAAGGUGUACUGAAAAAAUCAAGUCUUGGAUUCACUGGUCCUGGACGUACCUGUUAGCUGUGUGGGUUGUUUUGGUUGUGUUUGUUGUUUAUAUUCUCCGAGGCCCCUUGAAAUUAAGUGAAAACUUCUCCUAUGCAACAAUGUUUCUGAAUACACUGACUCCAAAGUUCUAUGUGGCCCUAACAGGAACAUCAUCCCUUAUAUCGGGGCUUAUUCUGAUAUUUGAAUGGUGGUACUUCAAGAAGUAUGGAACCUCCUUUAUAGAACAGGUAUCACUUAAUCACAUAUCCCCCUUACUUGGUGGAAAUGACAACCCCAACCCAGAGAACAACAAUAGUUCCCCUCUGUCUCCCACCACGAAUUCUACUCACCAGCAGUCAAUGCCAGAAUGCAAGGUUUGGAGAAAUCCCCUAAACUUGUUCCGUGGGUCAGAAUACCAGAGGUAUACAUGGGCCAAAGGUAAAGAGCCCCUGACAUACUACGACAUGAACCUCUCAGCACAGGAUCAUCAGACAUUUUUUACUUGUGAGGCAGAUGCUGGGAAACCAGAAUAUGAAGUUAUGCAGAGAGCCUGGAGAGAGAGGAAUCCAGCCUCAAGAAUUAAAGCUGCUAAAGAUGCAUUGGAAAAAAACCCAGAUUGUCCGACAGCCAUGAUUUUAUUAGCAGAAGAAGACACAAGUUCUAUAGUGGACGCAGAGAAGAUGUUUAAACAAGCUUAUAAAGCAGCAGAAGUGAACUAUAAGAAAUCUAUACAGACCCAACAUCAGAGUUCUACAAAUGAGGCUGUUCAUCGAAGAGAUGUGAAUGUUUUAGUCUAUGUAAAGCGACGACUAGCCAUGUGUGCUAGAAAACUAGGUCGGACGAGAGAAGCUGUUAAAAUGAUGAGAGAGCUCAUGAAAGAAUUUCCUAUGCUCAACUUAUUCAAUAUACAUGAGAAUCUCAUAGAUGCAUUAUUAGAACUACAAGCAUAUGCUGAUGUUCAAGCAGUUUUAGCCAAAUAUGAUGAUAUAAGUUUACCAAAAUCAGCAGCAAUAUGUUACACAGCAGCAUUACUAAAGGCCAGAGCGGUGGCAGACAAGUAUAUUUCUUGUUCCAGAUUCUCACCGGACAUAGCCUCCAAGCGGGGCUUAAGUACGGCAGAAAUGACAGCGGUAGAGGCUAUACACAGAGCUGUAGAGUUCAAUCCACAUGUCCCAAAAUAUUUACUAGAGAUGAAGAGUCUCAUAUUACCUCCAGAGCAUAUCUUAAAGCGGGGAGACAGUGAAGCAAUAGCCUAUGCCUUCUGUCAUUUACAACAUUGGAAGCGAGUGGAGGGGGCUCUUAACCUCCUACACUGUACAUGGGAAGGAACCUUCAGAAUGAUCCCCUAUCCACUGGAGAAGGGGCACCUGUUUUACCCUUACCCCACCUGUACAGAGAAUGCAGACAGAGAACUCCUCCCUACUUUUCAUGAUGUCUCAGUGUACCCUAAGAAGGAGUUACCAUUCUUUAUUUUGUUCACAGCUGGUCUCUGUUCUUUUACCGCUUUAUUGGCUCUGUUAACUCACCAGUACCCAGAGCCUAUGGGAAUUAUUGCUAAAACGGUCCUCACUUGGUUGUACAUGCCCAUCAGCUACGUCCUGGAAAAGUUAGAAGCCAUCUUGCCCUCCAAUCUCCUACAUCAGCUAUCCCGCAUCUAAUCACCAUGACAACACACCAGAUGUAGCCAUUCUAUAUUUUUUUGUGCUUCAACUGGAGUGUUUAUAUUUUUCUGGCAUUUGUGAAAAAGAACACUAAACACAAUAGAGUUUAGGAUAGUUUAAUAAUAGGGUAUGUUGUUGGCAUGGUGCAAUUUAUGUUCUUUGUUUAGAAUUUUCUUCAACUUUUUUUCAUAAAACUCCUUGCUGUUUGACUUCUUUUUAAGGAGGAAUCUUUAUUUUUUAAAGUGAUCAUGUGUACAAUUUGUUAUGAGAUUUUUUUAAGGGGUAUUAUGACAGUGUGCUUAGGUAACACAAGGUUUGUUGAUUAUUCCCAAUGUUUGUUGUUUCAACAUAUCAAAAUUUCUUUCUAGCCUGUUAUAGUCUGAAGAUUGCAAAAUUUGAAUGCGUUUUUUUUUUUAAAACACACUAAAGAAAAGACUUCUUUUGCUUGUAAUGUUUUAUCUUGCCACUGAAACAGGUUAAGCAUUGAUAUAUUAAAGAAUUUCUCUUCAUUGAAAAAGAUAUUAAAACUGAAAAAUCUUUUAUGGAAAAAAAAGAAAAAAAAAAAGAGUAAGUGAAACUUUGUAGAUUAAUAUUUAAGUUUCAAACACAAAUCUACUGAAGAUGAGAAAUUGAUUUGCCAUUUGCCAUUACAAGCAAAAGAAGUCUUUUAUAUAGAAGGAACUGUUGGAGACAUUUUGAGGCAGCUUUACACCUAGUCCUUUUAUUUACAUGCUCUUGCUUUGGCAAUGACGUUUACAAACUGGAGUUUAUUCGUUAAAUUAACAGUGACCAGUCAUGUUUACUUCUAGAAAUUAAUAAAGUGAAUGGAUAGAUUUUUCAUUUAAAGCCAAUUAAAGGCUAUGCCUCUUUUUUUAUAGGUAUUUGAAAUAAGGGUAGAAAAAGGGUUUGGGGAAUUUUUCAUCUUUGGCUUUAUUUGUUUUGUUUUUUGUUUUCAACUACUGGUACAUUUAAACCAACAAAAUAACAGGAUACUAGUAGAAGUGGGACUAUGUUAAAACAUGGUGCAUACUGCAUUAUAUGAUUAUGUGACUAAAAACUUAAAUUAUUCAUAAAUUCUUUUUCACCUUUUCUACUAUUUCUGUAAUUAAUAUUUCAGUUUAAAAAAGAUGAACUGAUUUUUGUCAAAAACACUGAAAUUUGGAGUAGUAUAACAAGUGUUAGUUUUGUUAGUAAAAUUUGGACUUUUUUCAAUAAAAACAUUAAAAAGAAAGGAAGCCAAAUCUAGGCCAUUCAUAAAACAGCAAGAUCAUGAAUUUCAUAAUGUAUUGAUUUAUCUAACAUUUUUGAAAUUCUUUGCAUCAUAUAUUAGGAGAUUUUGGUUUUUCAUGCAAUUUCAUUCAUGUUGAAUCAAAAAGCAAACCUGUUUAUUUUACUGCAAAAACAUUUAAACAUUGUCAUUCUUGGGGUUUCUGAUUCAUUGAUCUGUAUGAUUUUCUUUUUUCGAGUUGAAGGUUUUAUAUAAGCAGAUUAGUGUCACACUGCAGCCUAAAGCCAAGCAGAACUUUUUUUUUUUCUUUUGGUCACAUUGGUGUAAAUCUGUUUACUUUCUCUGAAUACAAAACACAUUUACUGGUGAUUUUUUUCACCUCAAAAUCUGUAUUGUAAUUGUUUACAGAAAAAGAUUUCUUUAAAUCUGUGUCCCAAUGUGUUUUUGAAGAUGUAGACUUAUUUUUUAGAUUAUCUACAUUAUGGGUGUACUUUAAUUUUUCAGUGAGAAUAUAGUUGCUGUGUUUAUUUUUGAUGUUAGCUAAGUGCAGCAUAUUUUUUGUGAACAUUUAUUAACUUUCCAGCUAUGAUUGGCAUGGAUUGCCGUUUUUUCAUAAGGGUAAUAGUUCAACAAAGUAUUGUGAAGUGAUAGAGGAAAUUCGGGCAUUGUAACAUAAUACUAGAGUAUUAUUUGACCCUGGGUCCCACAGAAUGGACCAGUCGGGGUAAUAAACAAACAAAGCAAUGAU
Saccostrea echinata is the source of this 3680-nucleotide messenger RNA. RefSeq names its product suppressor of tumorigenicity 7 protein homolog. The record is from RefSeq and is a predicted model, not a curated record. The transcript has 15 exons. Bases 7 to 1701 code for a protein of 564 amino acids. NCBI's taxonomy places the organism in Eukaryota, Metazoa, Mollusca, Bivalvia, Ostreida, Ostreidae. Gene Ontology annotation, molecular function: protein binding.